AUGCUCAUCCCCGUAGCCAUGACCGCCUCCUCCACGUCCACAGCCACCAUGACAAUCCCCGCCGCUGUGGCCACCACCACCACCCUCACAGCCACCGACGACACCCUCUCCCUCCUCGCCCAAAGCUACCUCCACAGCCCGCAGCACCUCAACACCUACGUGCUCCCGCAGUUCCGCCAUCGCCUCGCCCUCAUGUCCAAAUUCAACAUCCCGGCGGGCUCCAAGGUCCUCGAGCUCGGCUGUGGCCAAGGCGAGACCACCCUGGUGCUCGCACACCUCGUCGGCCCCACCGGCCACAUCACCGGCGUCGACCCAGCCCGCCUCGACUACGGCCACCCCAUCACCGUCUCUGCCGCCCGCAACCACAUCCUGUCCUCACCGCUCGGCGGCCGCAUCUCGUUUCAUGCUACGGACCCGCACACAUACCUGUCCACCCUGCCGGCGGGGCACAACUUCGACUUCAUCAUACUGAGCCACAGUCUGUGGUACUUCCCAUCCAAGGCAACCGUGCUCGAGAGUCUGACUGCGCUGAGGCCAUACGCCCCGAAGUUGCUGGUCGCGGAGUAUAGUUUUGAAGGGACGCUGAAGGAGCAGCAGCCCCAUGUGCUGGCGGCGAGGUGUCAGGCGGUGUUUUAUGAUGCGAAGAACCCGGUGCAGCGUGCGGCGACGGAGCCAAAUUUUUGGGACGAGGUGGAGAGCGUCUUGGUGGGGAAGGAGGAGGUGAAGAAGGAGGUGGAGAGAUUGAAGGGGGAGACGAGGGUGGAGUUGGAAAGGGUGAAUGCGGAGGCGGGGGUGAGUGAGGAGAAGGAUGUGAGUAGGUGUAGGACGAUGGAUGUGUGGUGGGCGGAGUUUGAGAGGGUGUAG
Messenger RNA from Morchella importuna, 864 nucleotides. RefSeq lists its product as uncharacterized. The coding region runs from base 1 to 864 and encodes 287 amino acids. The record is from RefSeq and is a predicted model, not a curated record. The transcript has 2 exons. NCBI's taxonomy places the organism in Eukaryota, Fungi, Ascomycota, Pezizomycetes, Pezizales, Morchellaceae.